AUGCUAAACGCAUACGUAUGUCGACAGUGCCGGACACGCCUUGCCCGACGAAUUGCCCCCGUCCGAAGCCCUCAAUGGCAACCUAGGGCUACGAUCGUUUCGCUGGCCGGCCGAAAGCCACACGAUGCCGCCGAACCACCAAACGAAGAAGCAUCUGCGCAAAAUAGAGAUGAGGAAGACGGCACACAGGAAACGAACCGCAACGGGCCAAAUAUACGAUUUACGAGCGCACGCGACGGGCAACCACCCCACAGCCAACAACCACUUGGCCGAUACUCCAGACUCAUCUACAACGAAACGAAUCAGGGCUCAACGUAUGGUGGUGGUGAAGAGGAACCUGCAUACGUCGAUGCAGUACAGAACGGCUCGUCGGGAAUGGGCAAAGCUUUUGCUGAUCCAGUGCUCGACGCUCUCCGCUACGGCAAGAUCAAUGGAGCCUGGAAAGCGUUUGAGCGCAUCUAUACUUCACGCGACUGCAAAGCCUUGACGGAGCCAACAGAUCGCGAUGCGCAGCUACUAAGUGAAGACCGGGUAUUUGCGAAACUCCUCAGAGCUGUCUCGAGAAGCGGUACAGUAGAGUCUGUCAGCACUGAAUGGCACUUACCACCUGUCGACACAAUUCCGGAUAUGCUUGAUCAGAGACAGUUUAACAUGCGCUUGCAAGGCUACAUUCCCAACUAUGUCGCUAGUCCUGCCUUGGCUUUUUGUGCUGUUUAUUUUUACAGUAUUUCGGACGCACUGGAUCCAAAGACACAAAAGGAAGCCGCUCCCUUUCUAGCCUUCCUUAGACAACUACUUGCCGGUUCGUUUGUAAACUCGGUAUUGAAACACACAGAAACCCCGGACUUUAAGAACCUACCAGAAGAUCUCCAGGUCACGAUUAUGGAGGAGAUCAAUGACGCUCCACGAAAAGCCCUAGUAGCUCUUGGAAAAGCCGGCGAGACCCUUGGUCCAGAUAAUACAGGCGACGAAUUCUCCAACUUGGAAUCAUUCUACAUGACCAGGAUAGCGCGUGCUGUGUCAAGCAAAAGCUCGGCAGCCACGCUGGACAGCAUGUGGCGAGAGACCGAGAAAACAUACGCCACGCAAGACAAGACUAUACCCCCCGCUAUAUACAACGCCUUUCUUUCUGGGUACAUGACUGUUCUCAGCCCACAGCGCUCCGUCGAGGUCUGGAACCACAUGAUCGCCCACAAGGUUGAGCCAAAUAUGCACUCCUGGGUUGCACUUUUGGAAGGGUGCGCAAAGGCGAGGGAUCUUGAUGGCCUCAACGCAAUGUGGCAGCGCAUGCUGAGAACUGGUCUAGAGCCAAGCAACUAUGCUUGGACGGCCCGUAUCAACGGCUUGAUGUCCCUGAAACAGGUCAACGAAGCCUUUGUCGCUCUGGACGAUAUGGGCAAACGCUGGGUUGCAGCCGAGCACGCUCUCGCCAACUCUCAGAAGCAGACCAAAGGACAAAAGGGGCCCAAAAAGGUCCAAUCUUCCAGCAAAGCAGUGAACCCAUGCACAAAGCCUUCUAUCGAGGUCAUCAACGGCGCCAUAUCCGCCAUUGUACAAAACCGCAGCGAAAAGAUGUACCACCAGAAGAAAGUAGAGUUAGUACAGAAACUACUCACCUGGUCGAGGAACUUCCAAAUCAAGCCCGACGCCAUCACAUACAACUCUCUCGUACAGCUCUACCUUCGAGCAAAUGACAGGAGCACCGCCUUCAAGAUCCUCGCACAGAUGGAAAAAGACGGACUGGAAGGCGACGCAGCCACACACACGAUGCUCAUCAGCGCCGCCUUCGACAACCAAGUCUUCGACAACCUAACCCCAACCCAACAAACCGAACGCAUACUAAAAAUCCUAAACGACCUCGAAGCCAACGGCCUCAAAAUGAACGACUACAUCUACGCCACAGCCAUCGACCGUCUCCUGAAGAAAUACUCAAAUUUCCACGCCAUGCGCGCCGUCAUGGAGCACAUGACGUCGCGGAAGUUUGUCCCCAGUGUACAUGUCUACACGUCGCUUAUAACACACUACUUCCAAUCCGACCCGCCCAACAUCGCCGGCGUCGACGACAUCGUCCUCCGCCUCUUCAGCGCUCCGCGCAUGCCCAGUGACCGCGUCCUCUUCGACCGUCUACUCGAGGGCUAUGCGUCCUUUGGCGAGGUGGGCAAGAUGAUGAGCGUGCUCACGCGCAUGAGCAAAAAACAGAAUCUGCCUGGUUGGGGCGCCAUGGCCGCUGUUGUGCGUGCGUUGGCGCAAGAUGGCGAUUACGAGCGUGCGCGCGCGAUUGUGAGGGAUGUGGCGCGUGGUGAGGGUGUGGCGCGAGGGGGUAUCAUGGGGGAUCGGAAGGGAGAGGCGUUUUUCGUAAGGACGAUUCGCGAGUUGGGGUUGGCGGGGGUGAUGGAUGGAGGGGAGUAUAUGGGGGGUGAGGGGAGGGGUGUGGGGGAUUUUGAGGGGGGUAUGAUGGGCCAGCAGGAGUACCAGCAGUCGACUGCGCAGUUUGAACAGGUUGGGAGCGCGCAGCAUGGUCAGCAGCAGUAUCAGCAGCCGCCGGUCAUGGAGUAUAGUCACGAUGGCACGACCACUGGACUUGAGCGCGAGCCUGGGAGCGUGGAUGAGGAGGAUGUUCAUGACUUCCUUAAGGACGAGCCUGAGCAGGGUGAGAAGAGGAUGUAG
Molecule: messenger RNA, 2667 nt
Organism: Alternaria viburni
Lineage: Eukaryota; Fungi; Ascomycota; Dothideomycetes; Pleosporales; Pleosporaceae
Exons: 2
Coding region: 1-2667 (888 amino acids)
Molecular function (GO): protein binding
Source: RefSeq, a predicted model, not a curated record